This is a messenger RNA of Drosophila subobscura, 656 nucleotides long. It is a transcript of the gene mRpS23, whose product is annotated as probable 28S ribosomal protein S23, mitochondrial. The record is from RefSeq and is a predicted model, not a curated record. NCBI's taxonomy places the organism in Eukaryota, Metazoa, Arthropoda, Insecta, Diptera, Drosophilidae. The transcript has 2 exons. Gene Ontology annotation, cellular component: ribosome; mitochondrion. Gene Ontology annotation, molecular function: structural constituent of ribosome. Gene Ontology annotation, biological process: translation. The coding region runs from base 59 to 631 and encodes 190 amino acids.
CAUGUCGUAAUUUUUAUAUUAACUAAUAGUGUAAUUAACUAAAAAACAAAGUACAACCAUGGCGCAAAGCAGACUUGAGAAGAUCGGGACUAUCUUUACCAGAGUUCAGGGUCUGCUGCGUGGGGGUGCCAUGAAAACAGAGGACAAGCCCAUCUGGUAUGACGUCUAUGCAGCUUUUCCACCCAAGGCGGAGCCCCGAUUCGACAGGCCAGCUCCCGAGAUGCCGGUACGCAGCAUAUUCUAUGCUGAGGAUGUUGUCAGAGCGAAACUGCACAAGCAGAACAGGCCCAAUGAAACGAUUUCCCUGUUUGAUAAUAAAAGGAGCACACAGUCGCAGCAGUUUUUGCAGAUCUACGACAAUCUAAAGUCACAGGGAGCCCUGGAUGAGCAGAGAAUAUACGAGACGGCAUUGGACUUGUUGGCGGAGCAAAGGCAGCAAUCGCGUUUGGACGCCACACCGGAGGAACCUGCUGGCGCAGCCCCCGAACAAGACGUAGAGACAAAGAGCCAGCUAAUGAGCGACUUCAUAGAGGCUGGUGGGCAGCAAGCCAAGUCCUCAGGCUCUCAGUACAAAGAAAGGAAAAAGGAAAGCCCAGUGGGCAUUAACAUUGACAGCUUGUUCAAGGAUUAAUCGAAAUUUGUUUAUAAACUUAAAA